This is a messenger RNA of Phialemonium atrogriseum, 1386 nucleotides long. RefSeq names its product glycosyl transferase family 90-domain-containing protein. The coding region runs from base 1 to 1386 and encodes 461 amino acids. Lineage: Eukaryota; Fungi; Ascomycota; Sordariomycetes; Cephalothecales; Cephalothecaceae. The transcript is spliced from 3 exons. The record is from RefSeq and is a predicted model, not a curated record.
AUGGGCGAGAUCCUAACUAGACGGGUGAGGCGCUGGAGACAUGCCUGCGUAUUUUUGGGAGCGUCUCUUCUCCUGUACUUCCUGCUGUUGGUCUUUACUGUCCUCAGGGGCGAUGGCAGAACCAGCAACUCCUUCCAAGCAACAGGGCGGCACAGGCGUCCUUCUCGAGGGGUCUUCGAGACUCUAAAUCUCAGCGAGGAGCAAUGCAAUGUUACGUUCCCCGGUCUGACCGACGACAUUGAUCGUACGAUUGCUCGCGGCCCUUUCACACUGAAGCAGACUACUGGAGCCUUGGGGCCGCUCCAGGCACGCAUCAAGGAUGGGCAGCUGUACAUCGUCAACUGGGAAAAAAAACUCUCCCCAGAGUUGAUCGACUCUCGCAUGGCCUCUCUGCACCAAAUCCACCGAGCCCUCCUCACCGCUCCCUCGCUCCUCCCGGACACAGUCUUCUCCCUCAACAUCCAGGACCAGCCCUUCGGCACGGCAUGGUCGUACGCGCGCCCCGCCUUCCCGGCGCCUGCGGCCAGCCUGCCACACAUCAAUCGGGCCUUCUUGAUGCCGCACUUCUCUUUCUGGAGCUGGCCGUUACCGUUCGUGGGCGUCUUCGCGCGCGCCGCUGCCGCCGUCGACGCCCUCGAGGCAAGCCUCCCCUUCGCCGAAAAAGACCCCCGCGCCGUGUGGCGCGGCACCGCCCGCUUUAACGGUGCCCACUACCCGCGCCUGCGGCAACGGCUGCUAAAGGUGGCCCAGGGCAAGGACUGGGCCGACGUCCAGCCCCUGUCCCGGGGCCAGAACGUGUCCGCGGAUAUCGAUCCGGAUGUGGCUCCGGGGGGCUACGGGUCGGCCACCAACUCGCUCCUGGUCGAGGAUUUCUGCAGGUACAAGUAUAUCCUGCACACCGAGGGCAUCACGUACAGCGGGCGCUUCCAGUUUCUACAGAUGUGCGGCAGCGUCCUGAUCACGCCGCCGAUCGCGUGGCUGCAACACACGACACACCUCGUCCGGCCACUCUUCUCCGACGACCUGGACCUGGGCUCCGGUCCGGGCACGGAGUCGUGGAUACCCGACCCGGACAUAGUAAAGGCGUGGCCGACGCGGUAUCGGCCCGAGGAGGCGAAUAUCGUGUUUGUGUCGCCCGAAUGGACCGACUUGGAGGGCACGGUGAGGUGGCUGGAGGAGCAUCCCCAAGUUGCCGAGGGCAUUGCGAGGAGGCAGAGGGAGCUGUUUGUUGGGGGAGGAUAUCUCAGCCCGGCGGCCGAGACCUGUUACUGGAGGGCCUUGGUCAGGGGUUGGAACAAAGUUGCGUCCCUCGAGGGUGAGGGAUGGGAAGAGAAAGAGGGGAUGAGGUGGGAGUUGUUUUCUAUGCGCCACGAGGGCAGAGAGUAA